Rhizophagus irregularis DAOM 181602=DAOM 197198 is the source of this 408-nucleotide messenger RNA. Its product is annotated as 60S ribosomal protein uL24. The record is from RefSeq and is a predicted model, not a curated record. Gene Ontology annotation, cellular component: ribosome; cytosolic large ribosomal subunit. NCBI's taxonomy places the organism in Eukaryota, Fungi, Glomeromycota, Glomeromycetes, Glomerales, Glomeraceae. Gene Ontology annotation, molecular function: RNA binding; structural constituent of ribosome. Gene Ontology annotation, biological process: ribosomal large subunit biogenesis; cytoplasmic translation.
GAUGUUAGUUCUUCUCGACGUAAAAGCCGAAAAGCGCAUUUUUCUGCUCCCUCUUCGGUCCGCAGGAAAAUUAUGAGUGCUGCAUUAUCCAAGGAACUUAGAGACAAAUAUAAUACUCGAUCUAUUCCAAUUCGUAAAGAUGAUGAAGUUCGUAUCGUACGUGGUACAUUUAAAGGUCGUGAUGGAAAAGUACUCAGAGUUUAUCGUAAGAGAUGGGUUAUCCACAUUGAUCGCAUCAGUAAGGAAAAAAUAAGCGGUAACACUGUUCCAGUUGGUAUUCAUCCGUCAAAUGUUGUGGUAACUAAGCUAAAGAUUAAUAAGGACAGAAAGAGUCUGCUGGACCGAAAAAACAGAGUUUUAAAAAAAGAUGAAGAUAAAGCUAAGAUUGAAGAAAUGGAUGAAGUAUGA